This is a messenger RNA of Serpula lacrymans var. lacrymans S7.9, 165 nucleotides long. RefSeq lists its product as uncharacterized. The record is from RefSeq and is a predicted model, not a curated record. The coding region runs from base 1 to 165 and encodes 54 amino acids. Lineage: Eukaryota; Fungi; Basidiomycota; Agaricomycetes; Boletales; Serpulaceae. The transcript is spliced from 2 exons.
AUGAAGUUGGUAGAUAGGGCUGAGAUGCUGAUCUGGAUCUUGACAAAUACACUGGAACACAAGGAAGAUGCAGUGAAGGCAGGGAGCUCCUGGGACCCUCCCAGAAUGGCCCUGGGGAAUUUCCUGGGUAGCUUUGGCAGCCCAGUGGGACCUUCCUGGGAAUGA